This is a messenger RNA of Ilex paraguariensis (yerba mate), 974 nucleotides long. The record is from the annotation of a GenBank genome assembly. NCBI's taxonomy places the organism in Eukaryota, Viridiplantae, Streptophyta, Magnoliopsida, Aquifoliales, Aquifoliaceae.
AAACUUACAAAUCCUAUCUCACCCCCAAGUCUCUCUCAUUUCUUCCCACCCAGAGAGCUUUUCCCUUGUGAGUGACUAUACAUAUCAUAUGGAUCAAACCAAGCACCAUAACAUCCAAACUCUGACUCAGUUCAGCCAAUUCUACUUUCCCAAGAUUGCUAUUCAAGUUCUUCUCUCUGUAUCUAUAUUUUCCUUCCUAUUUUCCAAUUCCUCUCUGUUUCCUUUCCUUCUCCAUACUUUCAACACCUAUGCUUUUGCAACUGACAGGAACUACAUAUUCCUGCUUUGCAAUGGGAUUCUGGUUUUUCUCAUCGGAAACUCCGGCUUGAUCAGCAAUUCUCCAUGGCACGCUGAUAAAAUGGGUAGUUCAGUGCACGAGGCUACUGCUAUCGCGGAGUCGAGAGAGGGUCAAAUGUACACAGCUUUUCAUCCGCAAGUGGAGAGAUCGUCUCCGCCGCAUGCUGAUAUGAAAGAAAAUCAGGUGAAGAACAACACUGGUAAGUCUCAGAGACCAUUAACAGAAUCACCAGAUAGAAAGGCAAUUGUUAUAGAAGAAGCUGAUAUGGAAGUAGAAGAACAAGGGAGGGAAAAUGGGAUUUUGGUUAUGGUUGGAGAGAGUGAAGACUUGAUUGCAGAAAAUGUAGAUGCCAAUGACCAAGCAUAUCAGUUUCAUGAUAUUGAAGAAGAGGAAGAGGAAGGAAUUGGGUCGUUGAGUGCAGAGGAAUUAAACAAGAGAUGUGAUGAUUUCAUAAAGAAGAUGAGAGAAGAAAUCAGAAUUCAGUCCAAACAACUAGUUUAUGUUUCAGAGUCUUUGAUUAAUAAGCUAACACUGUAAUCAUUAAUCUGUUAUAAAUAGUGACUUGUGAUUUUCUGUCACAAAUUCCACCUCAAUUUUCUAUACCUGUUUGGUAUUUGUAUGAAUUUUCAGAAGAACUUUCUGUUUCUCAAGAUAAAUUUCAGUUAUCAACAAAGUC